This is a messenger RNA of Cyclocybe aegerita, 450 nucleotides long. The record is from the annotation of a GenBank genome assembly. NCBI's taxonomy places the organism in Eukaryota, Fungi, Basidiomycota, Agaricomycetes, Agaricales, Hemipholiotaceae.
CAUGCGAUUCUUCACUCUCGUCAAAUUCUUCGGCCUCGCCGCCAUGGCGGUCCUAGGUAGCGCCAGCCCGACUCCGGGGGCUGUUACUGCUGCCUUCAUAUGGACAGACGCCGAGUUCGACCACUGGCUCGCCACCACUGACGCCAAGAUCACCUACUACGGCAACACCGCGCCGAGCCCGCUCGCUCCUCGCGGGGCGCUCGACACCAGGGUCACUUAUUGUAGCUCUCGCGUCCACAACGUCUGCGGCGGUGCUUGCACAGUCUACAACGGUGGCGCUACCUGCCUUAACGCUCCUAACACCGCGUGCCUUGCCGCCACUAACAACGUCGGGUUCUGCGACCGUGGAGGAUGUGGGGGGAGCUGCAACCAGCUGUCUACCUGUGGGACUCGUCUUGAUAACGGGUUCUGCUACACCCCCGGCACGAGGUCUAUCCUCGUUGGCUCCUA